Messenger RNA from Salvia miltiorrhiza (redroot sage), 723 nucleotides. RefSeq lists its product as uncharacterized. The coding region runs from base 236 to 478 and encodes 80 amino acids. The record is from RefSeq and is a predicted model, not a curated record. The transcript has 3 exons. Lineage: Eukaryota; Viridiplantae; Streptophyta; Magnoliopsida; Lamiales; Lamiaceae.
UGUGAGUGGACUCAGUAAUCCCGCCGCUUAUUGAUUCACGCACGAUUCACUCGUAGUCCAAUUCCACUUCUUCCAUUUCCCAUUCUAUUUCUCCGCUCCCCUUUCAUUUAUGCUUUCGAUAUCUACUCGACUCCAGCGUCGUCAGUAGCUUGCCGCCGCUAUCUCCCUCUCAUCUCGUCUCAUGCCUCCUCCUAAUAGUAUGUGGAUUUCGAUUUUAUCGCUUUGGGAGUGAAAAAUGUCGGGCAAAUACAUCUUUUCUGCUUUUGUGGGAUCCCUUGCUAUUGCAUAUGCAUGUGACUAUUUGAUUUCUGACCAGAAGAUUUUUGGAGGUACCACUCCGUCAACUGUUUCGAACAAAGAAUGGUGGCUGGCUACUGACAAAAAGUUUCAAGCAUGGCCGCGAACUGCUGGUCCCCCAGUGGUGAUGAAUCCCAUCAGCCGCCAGAACUUCAUCGUGAAAGCCAGCCUCGACGAGUAAAUGCUCUUAUUACGAGUCCUUCCGCUCUGCCCCCAUGAUAAAAGACAUGAUUGAUAAAAAUGGCAUACAUUUUGUAGAGUGAAUCUUGUGUUGGAAUCCUGCUGAUGGUUCACCACUGCUUAUCUGAGUGUAGAUCUCCACUUCAUACUGUUGUUGAAUUUUUAUUUUAAAUAAGUUUUGUAUGCUUGACAUAUUUCUUGGGAUUUAUCUCAUCGUUGGAAAAUAUUAUGAUUAUUGUUUGAUCA